CAGAUGACGUCUCAAGAAGCCUUUUCCUCGAAACACAAGUCGAGCUUUAUACGGUUUUUGUUCACGAGGUAUUUGGAGCAGCUAGAUCAUAGUGUGUGUGUUCAUGCAGUCAUGAGUGUAUGUAUUUGUUUAUAUAAGCUAACUCUUCUACCCCUGAACCGCUGUACACAAAAAGGUGAACCUUUGUCAAAACAUUGCACGCCUACUGUGCUGCCUGUGCUGUUAUUUUUCUGACAAAUACACCACAUGGUGGCACUGUUGUUAACCACGAUGUUUGACCCUCUUAAGUCGGAUUGGCUUGAAAUUUCUCACACAGCUCAAUGCGCUCUACAAGACACCCAUUGUAACUUCAGGGUGUUUAAAGAAUCAAAUCGACACAAAAUAUGGUACACACCUUUCAGGGACUGUCAAGCACAUACAGUAUGUGUACAAUUUGAGCAACGUUGGUUAAAAAACAUGGCUGCCAUCAAGCAAAAUCCUUUUGCAGGGGCACAGGUGGGACUAGGAACUAGCUGUCCAUAAAUCAUUGACCAUUUGUCUAAUGAUUCUAAAACUUUGAGGAUAUCUGUAUUACAAAUGUCACCCGUCAUGAGUGCUGGCGACACUGGGGAGCUGCUGUUCAUUAACGGAAAUAUGAAUUCCAACGUGUUCUGCGACAUUUUUAAGCAGCACAUGAUCCCCCUCCCUCGGGAAACAGUCCAUGCUUCAUUUGUGUUAUGUGUGAAUUUAUUUACAGCCAUUACACUGAUAUCAAGAGGCUGGCGUUAUUGUUUUAACAAGCGUGUCUCUUCAUGUGAACAUCAUCGUGUGAUAGCAGGGUUAGCAGCCUGUGCAGUAAUGGACAGCUUGUGUCUGGACACCUCUAUGGACAUGUCACAUGUCGCAUGUGUUCUCUCCCACCUGCUAUGAUUCGUAGCGGGGGGGGUGUUUUUGUUAGUGAAAGUGCCCCCAUGACCUCUUCACACUUUCCCAUUACCCUUCCUCAUCAUUUCAUAAUAAUAAGUCUUUCACCCCUUCUUUAAUUAGCUGCGUUUUAAAUUUUUAAUAACCUGCUUCUUGCGUCGACAUGACUGCUUGGAGAUUAGAUGUGGCCAAAGGCUGCGUUUUUCCCAGUGGGUGAUUUAUUACGAUGGCCAUAAAAAAAAAACAAAACGGAGUGUAAAGACACAAGGGCAAAAAUACCACCCACGGCCACACUUACUAAAGGGCAGAAUUCCAACUGCUUUCAAUAUUACCAUCAACUCACACUCAGAACAAUUACAGUGGAACCUUGGUUAACGUCAUUAAUUCGUUCGAGCAGGUCCGAUUCUAACUGAAAUGGACACUAACCGCAUCCAUUUUUUCCAUAAGAAAUGUUGUAAAUCCAAUUAAUCUGUUUCAGAAAGCUAAAAAUGUUAAAACAAAACACGUGUUUAUAGUUUUUCAAUUGUAGUUUGACAAAUGCAUCUAGAUCAGGGGUCACCAACAAAGUGCCCGCGGGCACCAGGUAGCCCCCCACGACCACAUGAGGCGCCCGCAGGCCUGCUUUUCAUUCAGGUUUUAAGUUAAUAAUGUGAGAACAAUAGAAAGAAAUGUAUUCUGGAACAUAAAAUGUGAGUUGUGGAUACCAGAAUUUUGUGAAUGUUUUGGUAAAACAAGCAUAUUUGAUUUGUUUGGGUUGAAAUAAGGUAUGAAAAUCAUUUCUACAAAAAUGAGUAGCUCAUGGCCAUUUUCAUUUUCUAAAAGUAGCUCUCGCAAGAAAAAACGUUGGUGACCCCUGAUCUAGAUACAUAUAAAUUAAGAAUGAAAAGGAUAAAUGAACAUUUCAGGUUGCUUUUGCCUUAAUUGAAGACGUGAUUCUUGACGGGACUGUCCCCAAAGACACAGUGUGGCAGCGAGAUCGUUUUCCUCUUUAACAACACCUUCCUGUUUUGCCAGGAGUUAUUUCAGUAGUAGGGGUGUCACAACGUCUCGUGUCACAAGUUCUCGUGAGAUUAAAACAUGACAGGAUUUCUCGUUCAGAAAAAAAUGUCUCGUGGGCACUAGGCCUGGGACAGUAAGAAAUGUGUUAAUCAAUCACACAAUAAAUGAAAAUUUCCUCAUUUUCGCCGGCCUCAUUACCUUGCCAUGUGCAUGUGGGUCUGUUUUCUUCGUCUCCCGUCUCCAAACGUGCACGGAGUUCACUCUGUGCAUUGGUUUCAGCACCUCGGCACAUUUGUUCCAUAGAACAACAGCAUGAACGGAGUGAGCCCUUUUGUCAGUCAUAUGGUCGCUUUGUCUCGGUGGGUGGAGGCAGGGCCGGUUGCAUACACACAGAGUGCAUAAGAGUGUAAGGUAUUAGAAAUCACAUUAGUAGAUUGCAACAUAUUGUCAUAUAUUUUUUAUAUUUUUUCAUUGUACUUUUCAUAAAAGUAAUGUUAAAAUCUUGGUCCGCUCUCGUAGACCCAAUCUCGUGUAUCGUCUCGUCUCGUGAACGCAGUGUCUCGUGACACCUCUAUUAAUUUGUGUUUCUCACCUCAAUAACCCAAAAUGGAGCCAAAGAAAGUUUCAAGUGUUAGCAUUUCGAUAAAUGUUACAUUUAGCUCUUUCAUUCAUCAUUUAUAUGUAUUUAGAGUUGUUUUAUGCAUGUAAAACUAUAAGAACAUGUUUUGUGUUCACAUUUUUGACAGUCAACCGCUGGUGACAUCAUAGAAGGGCGAUGUAGCUGACUUCUGGCUCCGGUUGCCUAAGCUUCUUUUUAAGAAGCUAAGGACGUUUUGUGAUUGAAAUACAUUAAGAACACAGUUGUUAAAACUCACGCAGUAUAUAAUAACGUGUCAAGAUGCACUCCAUAUUGUACACUAACCAGGAAAUGUACCAAAACCGAUGCAAAUGUUUGGCAUAAAUUGUCAACGUGUCAACAUUAAUUGUCAACAUUAAAACAGGCUAAUCUGGGCAGACACUAACCAAGGUUCCACUGUAGAAUAAUUUUAUUAGUUUCACCUUAAAAUAAAAGCUUCAGAUUCUUGCCGAUGCUACACUGGUUUGUAAUACAGAAAAUAAUGUCAUUGAUGUCGCUAGGUCCAGCUUUAGUCGCCAUUUAUACUGGUGGACCAGCCAGGACACAGGCGUUUUGUUAGUACUAGCAGUAGUAUGUUUUCUUGGCUUCUUUAGCUUCUUAUCGUGUCGCUUCUCUUUCCUUUUUGUGUGCAAUUAGUUAGAUAUUGUAUGUUAAACAAACAGGCUAGUUAGUGAAUUUGUGUAAAUGUUGUCUAAAUUGUCAAUAGCUUUCUUGCUCGGGGUAGCGUGAAUUCACAGCGGGAAGGACGAAAAAAUCGCUCCCCGCGACCAGGGGCCCGAAGGACAGGGGCCGGCUUGGCGACUGUAAAUCGCCUUCAGCAUCUCUGGAAACACAUUCAAUAGGUUUGUUGAAAACAAAAUGUCAAUACAGUGUUCCCUCGCUCUAUCGUGGUUCAACUUUUGAGGAUUCAGUGUUUCGCAGAUUGUUUUAGUGCUUCUUUUUUUUUUUUUUUACAGUGUUAUGCUGUUACAGGCCGAGCCUGGCCCUUUAAGAAGAAUGGCAUUGUGGGAAGUUGAGUGUCUAUCGCUUCACUCUCUCAUCUGUCUGCACCGCCCAUUGUUUUCUGCAUCCUAAUUGGCUGUAGACCAUUGUCAAUCGAUCUCUUUUGUGCCAUCCUGCUGUGUCAUCGCUAGCUUGCUUGCUAGCGUGCUUGCUAGCUUAUAAAUUAAUCUUCGGUUCAUCUGCAGCAAUAUGUUUUAGCAAGGAUGCAAAAACGCUACAGUACAGCGGAACGGCUCCAGGAUGAAAAGACACGGUCAUAGGAGUGAAAUAUGCGUGAGUGACUUAAUCAUUUCUUGUGUUGAUCAUUAAGGUUGAUCAUUAAAAUCAAACGAACGUUUGAACUUCUUUGAGAGUGUUUAAACAAGAGAGAAAUGUGAGAAAAUGUUAUUGCCUGUCUGAGAAAAGUGUAUAAAGUGUAUGUUGAGGGGUUUUACAGCCUUUAAACAUAAAAUAAUUGCAAACACAUAAAGUUGGCUACUUUGCGGAAUUCACUGAUUGUGGGUUAUUUUGGGAACCUAUCCCCCGGAGGCAGCUGUUUUUUUAUUAGCCCUCGAAACAGUCUAAAAACACGAUUAAACAGGAAAAUACAAUAACAACAGUAAAAAUGUAAAAAUAGAGCAGUAUUUUUACAAAAAUAAAGAAAAAUAUUAACAGCAUGAAGUUGAGCAUUACAGAAAAAAUAGUCGUAAUAUGAGAAACAAACAAAACAAUAAAGUUGCAAUUUUGGGAAAAUUAACUGGGGAAAAAGUUAUAAUAUUACAAUAAAGUCAAAAUAUUAUGAGAAUAAAGUCAUAAUAUUAUGAGGAAAAAAAUGUACAAAAAGAAAGUUUAAAUAUUUAUACCAAUAAAAAAAUUGCAUAAAACUGUAAUAUAAGGAGACAAAGUUCAUACUCAUAUACGCCGUGUCAAUGAUAAUACAAAGCUGAGAUGAAGGCUGUUUUUUUUUCUUUAAAUAUAAAAAAUGUUCAAUAUAUCUACAUGGGUUGGUUUAAAAAAUGCAAAAGUGGACCCUGCUUCCUUUGAUUUUGUGUGCGGCCCUCUGUGAAUAACGUUUUGACACCACUGCUCUAAAUUAUGUUCACUUUUGUAGAAAAACAUGUACGUACACACAUACACACACACACAAAAGUAGCCUCAGAGAAGCAACCAACAGGCUGUACAUUCAAUGAGAGCUAACAUUAGUAACUAAACUUUGUCAAAUGGCUAUUUUUAGCUGACAACAAAUGUGCACUCAUGUGGGUGUGUUACGUGGGGCGGGAUAUAAUACAUUCGAAAGUUAGCGCCCUCUAGGCAGCCGCCUAUCCGUGUGUGACAUACUGUGCAUUAGCUUUACUUUCAGUAGCUUUCAGUCCUGUGAUUGACAGACAAUUAGGCCCACCUCUUGCCUGCAUCAGUUUCACACUGAAAACAAAAUAAAAGCCUCUCGAGUGUUUCUACACUACAAGAGGGAAACCCUGAGGCCGAGUUAGCAUCUAAAAUUAAACACUGAUAGCCUGCCAGAAGAAGUCGGAACCCCUCGUUAAAAAGCUGAGAGCUUCUUCUCACUCACACAGAGAGACGAGUGUUAGUGUGAGGAAACGGUAUGUAUUACAAUACAGUAUGUAUUACAGCUGUUCCCCAUCCAUCUUUCUAUCCCCCCCCCUUCAACUUUCAUGCCCCAUUUUCCUCUUUGAGCUUCCAUUUCUCUGGUCUGUGCUUAGAUUGUAAUGAAGCUGGCUAAGCCCGUAACGGGCAAGUGAUUAAAAACCUCGGCCGGCUUCUAAUCCGUUUCCCCCCCCCGUGAAGCAGCACGCAAGCACGCAUUCUUCCUCUUAUUUAUCCCUGGAUCGCUGAAAGUCGUGCUCGUCUUCCUGAUGGCCGAUCCUCUCCCAACGGAAUACGUGGCCUACAUUUGUUUGUGGUGCCGCAUAAGACUCGAGUGCUGCUUUAUCUGUACUGUUUUGAAACCUGAUUAGUGUUGUUUUAGCCGUAUGUUGGUUGGUGGCUUUGGAGUUGUUUUUGAAAAGUUAUAUGUACAGAGCACAACAAUCCAUGUUUACACAAACCUACAAAAAAAAGACCGGAAAGACUGUAAUUUCGGGUCACUAGUUGGCGAUGUUACUGCUAAACGCAGUUUUGUAUAAAUGACACAGACACAGAAUGGCUCGGGUAGAGUCGUUUUGCCAACAUUCCAUCUUCACGUGUAUUAUCAUACCUCACUUUUUUUUUACAAAAGUGUACCUCACUUUUGUAAAAGGGAACGCCAUCAUGGCGGGUUAGGGAUGUGACAUUUUCAUAACAUCUUACGUGAGUGGAAAAUAAGAGCCACUUUUACACAGAAAUGCCGCAAAAUAGCCCAUUCAGAUGCAUUUUACACAGAACCCAGUAAAGGGCGGCACAUGUCGCAAAUGUGUACGCUGGCACACAGCGACACAGCAUCCUGCAAUCACUUAAUUAGAUAAUGUCAUGUGACUUAUGAAAUACUUGUCAGACAAUGACAAUUGCUUUCAACAUAACAGAGGAGGAAAAUCAAUUUCACACCCCUGUCUUGGCAUUGGGACAUUCCCCAUUACACAGGCGUUGUCCUGCCUCUGUUACAACUCUGAUGCUACCUCCAAACAAAAUACUGGCGAAACGUUUUGGUUUCAGUUUUCGGUUAAAAACGUCUCAUGUAAGCUGGAAAUGACAUCCUUAUUGCUGGAAACAGUAAUGUGUGAUAAUGGAAGACGUGUGGCGCAAGUACAUGACAACCAAAACAACAAUGGCGGACCACAGGAUUCUUGUACCGUUCUUCAAAGAAAGUGUACAUUUUCUCAAAAGCAUAAGUGAGUUGGUUAACUGGUUAGUUAGGUUAGUUGACUACUCUAUAUUGUCUUCAGUGGCUAUGAAAAUGCUUGGGAUAGGCCCAUCUGUGAUCGUACAUUGUUGUCGAUAUUUCUCCAAACACUGUAUGUUGGAUUUGUCGAAUACGCAUGGAAACAUAUGACGUAAUUUUUAGUCGCUUAUAUCGUCUUCAGAGAAAAACUUUUCCUCUUUAUGAGAUUGCUGUCAAGUAAACGUCCACUUAAUCUUUUAAAUCUUCCCGAUUUUGCGCAAACACACAAAUAAACACAGUCUGAGGUCACCUCCUGCGCCUUCAUUAGGAGACUGCUUUAUUAUGACUUACAUAUGUGCCCAUAAAUCACAUCUCUCCCUUCUGGCGGAGCCAGAAAAGAAAGAAAACAAACUGUGAUAAAGGUGAAACACAGCGAGCGGAAGCACACAGCCCAUCUAUCAAUAUUCCCCAACAACCUCACAAACAAUAGCUCGCCAUUAGUGCGGUGAAACAAGGGGGAAAAAAAAAUCACAUUGUGUAAGGAUUGUUUUUCUUUUUGCUCCAUCUUUGUGUCCCCGCAGAGUGCUAAGCUGCUUUUGUUACAUCAUCCAACUCUGUUGCUGAGAGAAAAUGAAAGGAAAGUACUUAUCUGGGAAGAAAAUCUAGUAGUGUUCGAUGGGGUGGAGGGAUUAAACACUUCUAGCAUGUAUUUCAUAUCAAAGUGAAGCUUUUAGAUGGAGUCAGCCUAAAGCUGUGAAACUCAUUAAAGCACUUUGGACACCCCUGUCUUAAAGCAACAAUACGUAAAAUUUGAUGUUAAAAAAAGUAAUGUCAAUGUCACACUGGCUUGUAAUCAGGAGAAUAUCAUCUCUGAUGUUGUCUAGGCGACUUCCCAUCACCUGGGUCAUUCCUACAAUUCGGUGCCAUUCCAGCAUUGUAACUUUAAAAAAUGUGUUUUACUUUGCAGGAAUUUUUCAUUUGAUCUGAAUGAAGGCUUAUUAAACAAGAAAAAUAUAUUGGUCGAGCUCAGGACAUUGAAUUCUAAUCAUUUUGACCUAAUUGUUGGCAUCCAACGUAGUCCAAAUCGGGACAUUUUCAUCUUUAUUCACAAGUGUUGUUAAUGCAUAGUCAUUGUACAUUUUUAUUUGAUCAGUAAAAGUAUUUUUUCACCCAUCCACCCAUUUUCUAUGCGGUUAUUGUCACUAGGGUCACGGGGGUAUGCUGGAGCCUAUCACAGCUGACGUCGUGCGAGAGGCGGGGUGCACCCUGAACUGGUCGCCAACCAAUCGCAUGGCACAUAUAAUAUACAAACAACCAUUCAAGGCUGUUUUCACACUUACGAUGACAUCUACAGUCAAUUUAGAGUUUUCAAUUAUCCUGACAUAUGUGGGAUGAAGUCGGAGUACCCGCAGAAAACCCACGGACGCACGGAGAGAACAUGCAAACUCCACAAAGAGAUGUCCAAGCAUAGUUACGUACCCAGAUCUUCCAGAUCUCUUGACUGUGCGUCCAACAUGCUAACCACUAGGCCACCGUGUGGCAAAGUAAGAUCAAUUAUUCUUAAUUAAUGUAUCCUUUUUUUAUAUUGUUUUACUGUUUUACAGUAGAAGUGGACUUACAAUUUGAAAUGUGAUUGUUCAAAUUUAAAUUGGAAUGUUUUUUAAACAAAAUACAACAUGUAAUGUCAUGGGAACUCAUGUGGCACCGAAUUGUAGGAAUGACCCACCUACUGAAGUGGUCUAUAAUUAUUGGUGGACCUGUUGUGUUAGCGCUAGCAUUGACACCAAUGUUACUGUUGAGAGUGCUUGUACAAUCUUCUACACACUACAAUUAGACAAUAUCAGAAAACCAUAAAUGUACUAGAUUGCUAACCAAAACAGCUGUACCUACUGAAGCACACAACAGUAACGGUUUCUGUUUAUUUUCUUGAAUAAUAUCCUUUUAUUUUGCUUUUUGUUGUUGUUUUACUUGAAAUAUACUGUCAGAAAUCUGUCUGAGUAUUUAAAAAAAGCGCUAUAUGUACAUUUACAAUCUAUUAUCAAGGGGGUCGAGCUGGGUAGCAUCUUGGCAGUCUGAUCCUCGGCUGCAGAAGCUAGUAGGUGGAAUGUCACCUCUCUGGUGUGGAAGGAGCCUGAGCUGGUGCGCGAAGUGGAGAAGUUCCGGCUGGAUAUACUCAGACUCACCUCGACGCACAGCAAGGGCUCUGGAACCAGUCCUCUUGAGGGGAGCUGGGAGCUGCCAGCAAUGAGAGCGACGGACAGGGGUGGCAAUUCUUGGCAAUUCUUGGCACCCACCCCCCCCAGCUCAGAGCCUGUACACCCUCCUCCUUAGGGUGGGGGGACGGGUCCUGACUGUUGUUUAUGCUUAUGUGCCAAGCAGCAGUUCAGAAUACCUGCCAUUUUUGGAGUCCUUAGAGGGAGUAAUGGAGAGUGCUCCCUCAGGGGAUUCCCUUGUUCUGCUGGGGGACUUUAACGCUCAUGUUGGCAGCAGAACAACAGUGCAAAAUGUAAAUUCAAGGGCUGCAAUAAAUGAGCCAUUUGACCAUUAAUACAGAUUUAAAAGUGAAAAUGUGUUAUUUAUAUACAGUAGUUGAAGCGUUACAUGGUAUUCAAGGCAAGUGGUUCUCAAACUUUUCACAGUCGCGUACCCCUUCAGACAUUUGACUAGAAUAUAUAGACCUAUAUAGAGAUAUAUAUAGACCUGCACACUUAAAAAACAUAAACCACACAAUGAGACAUAUGUGAUAUAUUAUUAAAUAUAUAUUGUCAAGUUAUUUAAAAAAAUCAUGUGUCUUAUUUUUUGCAACUGCACACAUAGGCCACUAAUUUAAAAGAGAGAGGGUUUUAGAGGUGUAAGAUAUCUCCUGGCAGGUUUGUCUUCUGUUCGGUGGAUUUAUUUACAACAAGUGGUGACAAACAGUGGUAAGAUGUGGUGAACUGUGAUCUUUAUGCUCUUUUGCUGUGCUUUGGUAUGUGACAACAUGGAAAUACUCAGUACAACGCAACUAAUGGUACACAUAAACGUAAUAAUUCUAAAUAAUUCUGAAAACAAAGGCACAUAACGUACAGAAAUCAAUAAGGAAAUUAAUUCAAUGCGAGACUUAUUACUGAGCCAAAUGGACAUAUGAGCACAUAUACAGUUGCAUGCUUGAUGCACCAAGCAAAAAUGCACAGUAGCACCGAGCUAACAUUAUUAAACCUCGUCUCUGUGCAUUUACGUACAGCAUUAAGAUUUGUGAACAAGGACAAGGUGAAAGGAAGAAUAGAAAAUACCCGUUUGUGCAGCGUUGGAGAAAGUCAUACACGUAAAUCUCAAUGUGCGUCACACAUGGUGUGUUCAAGGACAAAGUGGUCGCAACACCCGAAGAAGAUAUAUUAUUUGUGAAAGCAUAAAUUUACUUACACGUGCAAAACUGGGGGCUUUCUAACAUAGUCAGUGCAUCCAUUCAACAAACAAAUGACUCAUACAGCUCAGAAAACGGACUAACUAGUCAGAGCAACACGUAAGAAGACCAGCUCUCACUUAGCACACAAAAUAAAUCAAUCUUCAUGAUUAAACACUUUUAAUGCACGUCAUCAUCAACUACUUAUUUGUUCAUCUAACGCACACAGAACAAUGAACAACUUCAUGCUGACACCUUUCUUCAUCACUGUACUACUUGCCUGCUGUGGCUAUUCCUCUGAGGCGUUCGAGCGCAUUAUGUAAUUCACUGUUUGGCGCUAAUGUAGUCAGGCCAUUUUUUAUUAUUGUUCCCCUUUUAUAGCCCCUACGGCAGUCUGCAAUCUGAGUACCCCUGGGGGUACGUGUACCCCACUUUGGGAACCUAAGUCCUUAGGGUAUGAUAGGGCACCCUGUGUUCAUAGUGAUUUAUAUGAAACCUUUUCUCUUAUCAGUCACCACAGUACUUUAUACAUGAGUGAGGUUUAGUCUGAAUUAAUGAGGGCCUUAUCUUAUCUUAUAUCUAACAUGUGCAGUGUUGCAAUUAUCACCAUUACUCAUUAACUGUUACAACACUAUAGUGUUUAUACUAUGUAUGAUACAACACCUGAAGACCAAAGUUCACAUACAUUGGACUUCCCGACUUGGUUGACAUGCUGGUGCAUGACUGGAAGGGUCCCAGUCUGGAGCAUCUCCUCCACUGGCGAGGAGUGAGAGGACAAAAAUGGAGGUGGCUAAGGCACGUCGUCGCUCCAGAGGCAUGAGCACCCUGGAAAAAUGGCUGAUCUUCCUCUUUGUUGUCAUGACUGGCGUGUGCGUUGCCGUGGUGACCCUCUACUUCAUCGACAAAGAGGACGCCUCGACGACUCACCAAGAGGGGCCGGACUCAGGGUGUGGUGGACCCCAGGAGCUAACUGCAGAGUCGGGCACCUUCACCAGCAUCCACCAUCCCAGUAGCUAUGACAACGGGAGGAGCUGCUCCUGGCACAUCACUGUUGACCCGGAUAAGGUGAUCUCCCUGAGGUUUGAGGAGUUUGCGAUAGAGGACACCGACCUGUGUACGGCAGACUUCAUCACGCUGCGAGAUUCACUUGGAGUCAUUGGCAAGUACUGCGGCUACACCAAACCUUUGCCUCUGGUGUCGCUAACAAACCGGCUGACCAUCUACUUCGACACCAAUGACAGAAAAACAGACCAAGGAUUCAAAGCUCAUUACGAGGCUGUGUCUCCGGAGCGCACAUCAGAAAUAGCUGGAGCUGGUGGCUCUCUCCAAGGUGACCGAGGGGAUCUGAUGACCCCUGGCUUUCCCGACAAGAACUACCCAAAUGGAGCACUAUACCAGUGGAAAAUAACCGUGCCAGAAGGGGAAAGGGUUCGACUGACGUUCACCUCGUUCGACCUGGUGCCUGAGGUGUGUGGAGACUUUGUCCAGGUUUAUGAUGGAUCUAUGUUGUUAGGAAAAUUCUGUGGAGGGACCAUGCCAAAGCCAGUGGAGUCCAGCAGCAACACCAUGAUUGUGCGCUUCAAAUCUGAUAGCACUGGCAGCUCCAGAGGGUUCACCGCCACAUACACAAAGUCCAGCCUCCCUCCUAUUGUCACCACAAUGAGACCCACAACCACAUCCAAGCCCACCACCCAGACCCUCCCACCCACCACAUCGGGCUCGGGUGGCGCAGUUAUCCUCACUGGCCGUAAGGGAACGAUCCAGUCUGACGGCUUCCCGAAUCCAUAUCCCGCUCAUCAGAACAGCUCCUGGAAGAUAACCGUGCCCAAAGGAUUCCUGAUGAAGUUUCAGAUCACUGAGAUGGCCAUCACUGGGGAGACGGGACAAUGCAAGGAGGACAAACUGCUCGUCUCAGACGCUUACAGCACACUAGGCAUACACUGUGGCUACAUCCGUCCUCCAGUGGUGGUGGCAGCCACUAACACAAUGACUGUCUCCUUCCAGUCUGACAGUCGCCUCACAGACAGAGGCUUCUCUGCCAAGUGGGAGGCUGUGUACCCCGAGGAUAUAGCAGAAAUCCAGGGCUGCGGCAUGUCUUCCAAGGAGGAGACGGGGGUCAUCAAGUCUGCCAACUGGCCCAUGAACUACAAGGCCAACGCUGAGUGCAUGUGGAACGUGGUACUGCCUUUUGGCAAGAAAAUCACACUGACCUUCACACACUUUGACCUGGAGCCCAGAGACUUACUGUCGUCCAAAUGCUUUGAUAACGUCAUGGUGUACGAUAUCAAUGGCAUUACCAAUGCCUUGAUUCAGAAACAUGGACCAUUUUGUGGCACCAAGAUGCCAAAAACCAUUCUCAGCAAAGGGAGCAGACUGAUGAUACGCUUCCAUUCUGACUUGUUCACUGAGGCUAAAGGUUUCAGGGCCUACUGGACUACAAACCCCAGCUUGCCUGCACCAACUGAGCCGCCUGUGCCACCUAAUCCUUGGGACGGCAUCAACAUAGACUGGCCCAGUACCUGUGGCAAACCUGCCAUCCCUCCUGCUGUGAUGUCUCGUAUUGUCAACGGAGAAGCUGCCAGACCGCACUCGUGGCCCUGGCAGGUGUCCAUGCAGGUGUGGCCAGCCAGCCGACCUGAGCCGACGUUUUUCCAUACGUGUGGCGGGACUCUUAUUCAUAAGAACUGGGUGCUGACAGCAGCCCACUGCUUCAUCAAUUACGCUGAUGAGCUGCACCGCUGGCGCAUGUGCCUGGGCAAGCACAACCUGACCUUCACGGAGCCCAGCGAACGCUGUCUGAACGUGACAGGCAUUUACCGCCAUGAGGCUUUCAAGUACCCCACGGUGCCCACGGUGGAGUUUGACAUCGCUCUGGUCAGGCUGGAUGGGGAGGCUGAGGUCAGCGACCAGAUCUCUUACGCCUGCCUUCCCACCCAGGAGGAGGUGCUGCCCGGGGGAAAGAAGUGCUACGCUAGCGGCUGGGGAGACGAGACGGGGGAUUCUUUGAAUGCCAAAGUUGCAGAGGCUCUCAACCAGGUAGCCUUGCCUGUUGUCCCGUACAACACUUGCAAGAGAAUGGACUACUGGUGGUUCCAGGUCAAGACCUCCAUGAUCUGCUGUGGUUAUACGUUGCCAGAUGAGCUCAAGUCAGUCUGUCAGGGUGAUUCUGGUGGUCCUUUAGUGUGCCAGGACACUCCCAGCAGUCCUUGGGAAGUCCAUGGGAUAACCAGCUUUGGUCCUAUUGGAUGCAUCAUGAACAAGAAGCCCUCUGUGUUCACCCGCUCGUCCGCUUACAUCCCCUGGAUCAACAACAUCAUACGCAGGGACAUCUACAAUGAACACACAUCGGGUUGCGGCGGAGCAAAGGACUUGACGGGCAUAGGUGGCACUCUGUCCUCCAUGGGAUACCCCAGCAGCUAUAGCAACAAAGCCAAGUGUCAAUGGAACAUCCAAGCACCUGCAGGCAAACUAGUCCACCUACAUUUCAGCAAUUUCUCCUUGGAGGAGAGUCAACUGUGCCUGAAUGACAAAGUUAGCAUUUCAGACAGAACGGGAAGUUUAGGCACCUACUGCAGUCACACUCCCCCCAUGGACCGGGUAAGUGAUGGGAACUCACUUCACAUCAGCUUCUCUUCCAAUGACAAGGUGGUGGACACGGGGUUUAUGGCCACAUGGAAGGCAGUGGACCCAUCGGAAGCUCCUUGUGGAGGAAGCUUCAGCAGCGCCCAGGGUGAACUCACCAGCCCCAACUGGCCCAAAGACUAUCCGGGGCAGGCUGCGUGUACAUGGAGGAUCAAGGUCCCCUCGGUGAAAAGCAUCCAUGUUGUCUUCACUCACUUUGAGCUGCAAGCUGUGAACGUGCUGGGGAACUGUGUGGACUAUGUGGAGGUCUUCAACGGGGAAAGCAUGGCCUCACAAGGUCGCUUCUGUGGCUUCGCCCUGCCCCCCAAAAUGACCGUUCCGGGCGACACAGUGGUCAUUCGCUUCCUGAGCAAUGGAGUCAACCAUCAGCAGGGUUUCCGUGGUUACUGGACCACUGAUGCCAGUGUAAUUCCCACUCUGCCUCCUCCCAUUCCGAACCCAUGGGACAACAUUACCAUUAGCUGGCCAGAAGAUUGUGGUAACCCGGAAGUGGCCCCCAGCACGGGCACCGCAAGGGUGGUUAAUGGAGUAGAAGCCGUCCCCCACUCCUGGCCCUGGCAAGUCUCCAUGCAGGCCACACCAAUGCUUCCCAUCCCUUACAUGCAUGGCUGUGGGGGUUCUUUGAUCCACGAGGAGUGGAUCCUGACAGCUGCCCACUGCUUCAUGGUCCCUCUGAACCAACCCACCUUCUGGCGCAUGUGCCUGGGGAAGCACCACAUGAACUCCUCUAUGGACGUCCCCUCAGCCGAGGCCUGUUACAAGGUGGACGGGAUCAUUCGGCACGAGGGCUUUGUCUACGAGGACGACCGCAGCGACAUCACCAACGACAUUGCCCUGGUGCAUCUGGCCCAGCCCGUCAACAUGACCAGGGAGAUCAGCCCCAUAUGUCUGCCCCAAGCGGGUGUGGUGAUGGCGGCCGGGACACCCUGCUUUGUCACGGGCUGGGGGGAUGAAAAAGGCAACCUCUUCCCCAAAGUGUCAGAGAAACUGAACCAGGCGUCACUUCCCGUAGUGGACUUCCAGACCUGCAGUAAGCCGGCCUACUGGUGGGACACCCUGAGGCCGUCCAUGAUCUGUGCUGGCUACGAGUCCCCUGAUGAGCUCAAGUCGGCUUGCCAGGGUGACUCCGGGGGUCCCUUCGCGUGUAAGGCUGCCGGGGCGAACAUGACCUGGGAGGUGCAUGGUGUCGUCAGUUUUGGACCCCAGGGCUGCAUCAGGAACAAGAAGCCCUCGGUGUUCACUCGUGUUUCCGCCUUCAGCCACUGGAUCAAUGACAGCAUCAGGAGGUUCUUGUAUGAAAGGGCCCGGUACAACUAAAGCGGACAAGAUUUGUGGGCGCACCCACACUGGACUGUCCUUGUAUCGCUUGACUCUUAUAAGUGCGAGUGGAAAUUAGUCGCAAAGUCAGGAAAGUUGCCAUAAUGCAGCGUUGUAUCAUGAAGUGAUGUCACAUGUUAAAGGGAUGAAGCAUGAAUGGUGUAGAGCAGUGUGAGUGCUCCCUUCGAGAAAGAUCAUUAUUAGUAGUAUUGGAUAGGAUCUGCUGCUAUAGACCAAAUGUGCCUCUUUCUUUAUUGUUCAUCAUUCGGGAGAGACAAGUAAUGCAAAUGUUAUAAUAAAAUCUUUUAAGCUAUUUUUGUAGGUGUAACUUACAUCAAAAGUAAGCACUAUCAUGCUAGGUGUAACCACGUUAACAUUGUUAGUAUGCUAAUGUUAGCACGUUAACAUUUAAGCCAUUUUCAUAGGAAUAAACUUACACAGACUAAGUGCUAUUAUGCUAGGUGUUAGCAUGCUAACAGCUAGCAUGUUGGCAUUGCUAGCAUGCUAACAUUAGCAUGUUAGCUUUUUUGGUAUUUAUAAACUUACGUCGACACUUAGUGUUUUCAUGGUAGUUGUUAGCAUUCUAACAGUUAAAAUGCUAGCAUUGUUAAAAUAUUAAUGUUUAGCAUUUUAGGCAUUUUCUCAGGUAUUACCUCACAUAGACACUUAGCGCUAUCAUGCUAGGUGUUAGAAUGCAAACACUUGUCUGUGAUCUACAGUACGAAUUUGUAUGUCUUAAUUGUAUGAAAUAAAGUGUUUU
Messenger RNA from Dunckerocampus dactyliophorus (ringed pipefish), 15436 nucleotides. RefSeq lists its product as uncharacterized. Gene Ontology annotation, biological process: proteolysis. The transcript has 25 exons. Gene Ontology annotation, molecular function: serine-type endopeptidase activity. The record is from RefSeq and is a predicted model, not a curated record. The coding region runs from base 10498 to 14676 and encodes 1392 amino acids. Lineage: Eukaryota; Metazoa; Chordata; Actinopteri; Syngnathiformes; Syngnathidae.